GCGCGAACACAAUGGUGUGAUUGGCCGCGAGAUGUGCCACUGCAACAGCCGUGACGUCGUUCUUUAUAUAACAGGGAGGCGACGUCGAGCCGUUGUUGUUUUAUUAUUAGCGUUGAGAGCGUAGUGACACAAACAUGUUGUGGAAGAUUGUCCUCCCUGUUCUGGUAGCGGUUUUCACCGUCGGGUCAGGAGCCUCGAUGGUAGGGGGUUUUCGAGAUUUAGAUCCGAAUGACGAAGGCGCGCGUAAUGCCCUCAACUUUGCUGUCGUCCAACACAACAGAGGCAGCAACGAUAUGUACCUCAGCCAAGUGGCAGAAGUGGUCAAGGCUCAGAGUCAGGUGGUGGCUGGUUUGAAGUACGUAAUAACGGUGAGAAUGGCAAAGACCCCCUGCAGGAAAGACGGUGCAAAUGAUGUGUGUGCCAUCCACGAAGACCCAGCACAGGCUCAGCCUUACCUGUGCACAUUCACCGUGUGGAGCCGCCCAUGGCUGAAUGACAUCAGAUUGUUGAACGAGACUUGCUAGAAAGAGAACUACGUGGGAAAUCUUCAUUGUUUGCAGAAUAACCUUCAAAUAGAGCAAUAUGCAUUUUCCUGUCAAAUAGAAAUCAUUUAAAUGUCUGGUAUUCUAUAAGUUUCGCUUUGCCCUCUGUGCACUAGCCAAAGUCCUAUAUGAUGGGGCGGGCAGUUUUAAGGUGUUACCUGAAGUUAUUACUAUAGUUAUUUAUUUCCAAUGUGUUUUUAUUUAUUUCUUUGUCUUGUUUACUUCGUCUAAAAAAUGUUUAGUUAUGUUAAGGCUACAUGUGUGUUUUGUUGUUCUGGUUCAUGCUCAUGCCAAGUUCUUCAGUCCUGUUGGGUCUUUCAUUUACUUGUUUAACAGUUUUCUUAUCCCAAAUACACUAUACAGUGCUA
Molecule: messenger RNA, 910 nt
Organism: Anarrhichthys ocellatus (wolf-eel)
Lineage: Eukaryota; Metazoa; Chordata; Actinopteri; Perciformes; Anarhichadidae
Product: cystatin-like
Exons: 3
Coding region: 135-524 (129 amino acids)
Cellular component (GO): vesicle; cytoplasm
Molecular function (GO): cysteine-type endopeptidase inhibitor activity
Source: RefSeq, a predicted model, not a curated record